AUGGCCCCUAUUGCUGCCGCUGCUACCCCUGCCCCCGUUAAUACUGCCGACCUUAAGGCUGCCAACGACGCCAACUCCCAGCUCGCAUCACUCUUCGUUGCUGCUAAGGCGGCACGCAGAACCUCCGCCGAGGCGCUCGCCUCCCGUGUCAAAAAUGAUGGCAUUUCCGUUUUCGAGUCCACAGGAUUCACCGACGCCAUUCUCAAGGCCCUUGCCGACAAGAAGUCCCCAGCUGCCCGUGAAGGUGCUUCCCAGGCUAUCACUGCAUUGAUCAAAGGCGAUGCAAUCAAAGCCCUUGAACCAUUCAUCGUCUCUUCCAACGAGGAUGGUAUCUUCAACCAACUCCUAGAGACUCUCGGGGACAAGAUGCCUGCGCCUCGCAAUGCCGCGUUGGAGGCCGUUCUUGCGAUCGCCUCGAAUGUAUCCAUUUGGGCUGUUGGAACACUCCUUCCGAUCCUUCUCAAACAAAUUAAGAGUGCGAGUAAGUGGCAGGUGAAGACCGGCUCACUUUCGGCUCUCGAUCAGUUCAUCCAGAAUGCCCCUGUCGCCGUGGCGAGGCUCACCCCUGAUAUCAUUCCUGUCCUUGCAGAGGCGAUCUGGGACACCAAGAAUGAAGUCAAGAAGGUCGCACGCGAGACUCUCACAAAGUCCACGGCUCUGAUCUCCAACAAGGACGUGGAACGAUUCAUUCCUGCUUUGAUUUCAUCUUUAAUUAAUCCAGUCGAGGAGGUGCCUGGCACCAUUCAACUCCUUGGCUCUACAACAUUCGUUUCCGAGGUUGACGCUCCUACACUAUCACUGAUGGCUCCGCUCCUCCAGCGCGGCCUUAAUGAACGACCUACCGCUACUAAACGUAAAGUUGCCGUCAUCAUCGACAACAUGUCCAAACUCGUGGACAACGAGUUCACAGUCCGUCCCUUCGUCCCCAGGCUUCUUCCUGGGUUGAUUCAGAUCCAAGAAACUGUCGCAGACCCUGAAGCUCGCGGUGUUGUCGUGAAGGCUAUCAACACCCUUCGCGAAGUUGCCAAAGUCCCUGAGGGUGAUGGUUCUAAUCUCCCUCCGUUGAAGGUUGCAGAUGCCGCUUCGCAAACCCAGAUUGCCCUGGAAGUGUACCAGAAGCUCAGCGCAUCACCCGAUGCUUCUAAUGCUUCUUUGGGCUACGCUGCGAGGCUUGCUGCAAACCUGGUCAAUCUUCGUAUCUUCGAAGUUGCCGAUUGGGAGGCCGCUUUGGCGCCCUACCUUGAAUACGUUACCACGUCGCCUGAUCCAAAGGAGGUUGCCCGCCAAUGGUUACUCAAGUCUGUCGCGGCCACGAGCGAUGACGACGAAGUCCCCGACGAUGAGGAGGAGGGUGAGGACCUCUGCAACUGUACAUUCUCAUUGGCAUACGGUGCCAAGAUUCUGCUGAACACUGCGACUCUCCGCCUCAAGCGUGGCCACCGCUACGGUCUCUGUGGUCGCAAUGGUACCGGGAAGUCCACACUCAUGCGGGCCAUCACCAACGGUCAGGUCGAGGGCUUCCCGUCGCCCGAUGAAGUUCGCACAUUUUACGUUGAGCAUGACAUCGACGGUUCCGAAGAAACCACAUCCGUCCUCCAGUUCAUCCUUGAUGACAAGCGCAUUCAAGCCAGCGAAGACGAAGUCAUUGAGGCUCUUGGUAACGUUGGUUUCAACGCCGAGCGCCAGGCUUCUGCCAUCGGGUCGCUUUCUGGUGGCUGGAAGAUGAAGCUCGCCUUGGCCCGUGCCAUGUUGUUCAAAGCUGACAUCCUACUCCUCGAUGAGCCUACUAACCACCUCGAUGUUGUCAACAUUGCCUGGUUGGAGAGCUACCUCACCGGUCUCAAAACUUGCACCUCUAUCAUUGUCUCGCACGAUUCCGGCUUCCUAAACAAGACCAUCACCGAUGUCCUGCACCUUAACCGCUUCAAGGUCAAGCGCUACAGAGGCAACCUUGAGUCGUUCGUCAAGGCAGUCCCAGAGGCCAAGUCGUACUUCACUCUCCAGGCUGCGGAGGACUACAAGUUCAAGCUCCCCGACCCCCCACUCCUCGAGGGUGUGAAGACAAAGGAAAAGAGUCUGCUCAAGAUGCGUAAAGUUGGCUUCCAAUACCCUACGCAGGCUGUUCAGCAGCUCUACGACAUAACUCUCCAAGUUUCCUUGUCUUCUCGAGUUGCCAUACUGGGUCCGAACGGUUCUGGCAAGUCAACUCUAGUUAAGCUCCUCAUUGGUGACCUUGAACCCAACAAGGGCGGCGAGGUUUGGAAGCACCCGAACUUGGUUAUCGGCUACGUGGCUCAGCAUGCGUUCCACCAUAUCGAUCAUCACCUUGACAAAACUCCUCUUGAGUAUAUGUUGUGGCGUUACCAGACCGGCGAAGAUCGCGAGGAGCUGAGCAAAGCUAACCGAGUGAUUAGCGCGGAAGAGGAGGCGAAGAUGAAGGAGGGUGGUGUUGUUGUUGUCGAAGGACAGAAGCGUACUAUCGAAGAGAUCGUUGCACGCAAGAAGUUGAAGCAGUCGUACGAGUACGAAGUCUCGUUCAAGGGUUUGUCGAGCACGGAGAACAUCUGGAUUUCUCGCGACGAACUGAUCCAGCGUGGGUUCGAGAAGAAAGUUGUCGAGCUCGACACUCGUGAGGCUCAGCGCCUUGGUCUCCUUCGUCCCCUUGUUCGUCGUGAAAUUGAGAAGCACUUCGCUGAUUUUGGAUUGGAGGCCGAGUUUGUCAGCCACAACACCAUGAGAGGUCUCUCUGGUGGUCAAAAGGUCAAGAUUGUGCUGGGUGCUGCGACCUGGCGCCGACCGCACGUUAUCUGCUUGGAUGAGCCUACCAACUAUCUUGAUCGCGAGUCCUUGGCUGCCCUUAUCGAAGCCCUAAAAGACUUCCAAGGUGGUGUGCUUAUCAUCACGCACAACCGUGAUUUCUCGGAGUCAAUUUGUUCCGAAGUUUGGGCCAUGCGUGAUGGCCAUCUCGAGGCUUCUGGUCACAACUGGGUCGAAGGCCAGGGUUCUGGACCACGAAUUGACAAGAAGCAGGGUGAGGAGGAUGAUCAAUAUGAUGCUAUGGGUAACAAGAUUGAGAAAGCGAAGGCGAAGAAGAAGCUAGCGUCGUCUGAUGCUCGCAAGGCUAAGAAGGAGCGGAUAGCUCGCCGCAAGCGUGGCGAGGAGGUCUUUUCUGAUGAAGAAUAGAUAACGUCCUUCUUUUCUUACCCAUCUUCGAUUAAGCCCUUUCUUGAUUCUACGGUCGGUUAAUUAUUAUUCUUUGUCCCCAUGUGCAUCUUUGUUCCUAUAUGUUUCGCAUCACUCAUCCCUCUCCCGAGCUUCAUGGUCCUAGCUCUGUAUGAACUUCAUUCAUUUCCUCUACGUUCCUGUAUGGUAGUGUCUUCCGUGUGCCUUGUCUGACCAUUAUAAUACAUGGGUCUUUACUUGUA
This is a messenger RNA of Cantharellus anzutake, 3425 nucleotides long. Its product is annotated as polyketide synthetase. Lineage: Eukaryota; Fungi; Basidiomycota; Agaricomycetes; Cantharellales; Hydnaceae. The coding region runs from base 1 to 3183 and encodes 1060 amino acids. The transcript is spliced from 3 exons. Gene Ontology annotation, molecular function: ATP binding; ATP hydrolysis activity; translation elongation factor activity. The record is from RefSeq and is a predicted model, not a curated record.